AUGGCCAAAUGUAGGGUUGUGGUGGCCGAUGAGAAGCAGUUUAGAGGCACAAUGUCGGCCACUCAGGGGAUGAACCGCAGUGGCGUCUACAACUACUUCCUCAACAUGGUGGCCUAUCAGAUAUGCUGUUGCUGUGGACCGGCUCCGUGCUCGCUCUGCUGUGCCUUCUGUCCGCCGGUCAAAUCCUCCACCAGCACGCGGGUCAUGUACACCCUCUUCCACAUCAUGAGCUGCGCCGUCUCCUGCCUCAUGCUGUCCCGCACCGUCUCUGAGCUCGUCAGGGAAAAUGUGCCUUUCUUCAACAUGGUGUGUGACCAGGCGCAUGGCGGAGGCCACUGUGAGAUGCUUGUGGGCUACUCGGCGGUGUACAGAGUCUGCUUUGGCACUUCCUGUUUCUACCUGAUGAUGGCGAUCUUCCUCAUAGACGUGAAAUCCAGUCAGGACUUCAGGGCGCUCAUACACAACGGUUUCUGGUUCCUGAAGUUCAUCACGCUGCUCGCGAUGUGCACUGCUGCCUUCUUAAUCCCAACAGAGUCCUUCCUGCAUGCAUGGCAUUAUGUUGGUGUGGUGGGAGGAUUUGCCUUCAUCCUCAUCCAACUCAUCCUCAUCACAGCUUUUGCACACACAUGGAACAAGAACUGGUUGACCGGAGCAGCAGAGAACAAGCGUUGGUAUCUGGCGGUGAUGUGCGCCACCCUCUUCUUCUACACUAUCGCUACCAUGGCCUUCACCUUCAUGUACAAGUACUACACACACCCCAUCGCCUGCCAGUUCAACAAGGCCCUGCUGUGGAUCAACCUGGGACUCUGUGGCCUCAUGUCCUUCAUUGCAGUCACGCCGUGCGUGAAGCAGAAGCAGCCUCGGUCGGGACUCCUUCAAGCCUCCAUCAUCAGCUGUUACGUCAUGUACCUCACUUUCUCUGCACUUUCCAGCCGUCCGCCAGAGAAAGUGGUGUAUCAGGGCAUGAACAUGACCGUCUGUUACCCCAGUGUGGGACAAGAUGGCAUCCAGAAUGAAGGCAAUGCUGUGGCCAUAAUUGGAGCUGCCAUCAUGUACUGCUGUGUCCUCUUUGCAUGUAAUGAAGCUUCCUACCUGGCAGAAGUGUUCGGCCCGUUUUGGAUGAUCAAAGUUUACCGCUAUGAGUUCCAGAAAGCCACCUGCUGCUUCUGCUGCCCCGAGGAAGAGGAAGCUGAGGAGGAGUUUGUGAUCGACGACGAGAACAAAGGCUGCCAGAAGGUUAUUCACAAUGAGACCCAGAGAGUGGCUUACAGCUACUUCUUCUUCCAUUUUGUCUUCUUCUUGGCCUCAUUGUAUGUCAUGAUGACCCUCACUAACUGGUUCAGCUAUGAGUCAGCAGUGUUGGAGACCACCUUCACCCACGGCAGCUGGUCUACCUUCUGGGUGAAGAUGUCGUCCUGCUGGGCCUGUGUGAUCCUCUACCUCUGGCUGCUGCUGGGCCCUCUGUGCAGCUGUCAGUCUGAAUCCAGACCUCGCCGUUCACGCAUCAAACGCCGCUCAGCGUCUUCCCGUCACGUCACUGUCAGCGUCUGAUACUCUCUGUGAGGGGCUGGGCAGG
Messenger RNA from Morone saxatilis (striped sea-bass), 1576 nucleotides. RefSeq names its product serine incorporator 4 (gene serinc4). The transcript is spliced from 11 exons. Gene Ontology annotation, cellular component: membrane. The record is from RefSeq and is a predicted model, not a curated record. Bases 1 to 1551 code for a protein of 516 amino acids. Lineage: Eukaryota; Metazoa; Chordata; Actinopteri; Moronidae.